AUGUUGCUCUACCACGCGUCUACUUGGAUAAUCCUGCGUGUUUCGCUCUUGUUGAUUCUCUCGUCGCUUUUAGUUGUCAACAGUUUUACACCUAAAGUCUCCGCUCCUGCGCCCAUAACACACAACCUUGCGCGCUAUUCAAGACCUGAACAGGUCCAGCUAUGUUACCAGGCCAGUUGUAAAGGCGAUCUCGACGGUGUCAAGGAACAGAACAGCAGCCCCGUCCAGAAUGGCUUUUUCGCUUCACUUUCCGAAGCCAUAUCGCGCAAAGACAUAAGAGUGGUGCAGCACUUGCUUGAUGAAAAUGUUGCAGGCGGACAUCUUCCAGCUGAUGAUGCUGUGCGUUCGCAAGCCUAUGAGAUUUUAGCAUUGUUUCUCACGCGCGGAUGGGAUAUCAAUGAGCCUAUGGGUCGAAAUCUGCCUGCUGUCUUGGGCAUCCCAUCAUCAACUUCUGAUGAGGAAAUGGUAGCAUGGCUGCUCGACCAUGGCGCUGAUCCCAACAGCCGCUGCGACUGGGAUCUCACGUCUACAUCCUACGCCAUGCUCCAAGCACCUCUACAAACCAUCCAAACACUUUUCCAACGAGGCGCAGAUCCUCACCGCGGACAACUCCUCCACUACACCGUCCUCCGCGACAAACCCGACGCCCUCGCCGUAGUCCGCCUAGUUGUGGAAAAAGGUGCAGCUGUUAAUGAGGUCAAGUAUGAAAAAGAGCCCAAGACGUAUGCAGAGCGCAAGCCAUUUAGUCUUGGUACGGCACUCUAUCGAGCUGCGGAGUUUGGGAAGCUGGAGAUUGUGGGGUAUUUGGUGGACAAGGGUGCCGAUCCUUUGAAAUUGGAUAGCAAAGAGCGGACACCACGGUUCUGGGCGGAGAAGAGGGGGCAUGGGGAAGUUUGCUGGUUUUUACGCAAAGACGCGGAUGUCCGUAGUCGCUAUCUCAUUCCGCAAUCCGAGCUGCAUUGUAUUGCCAGCGACACAUGGCCGAUGGCCCAGGAACUAUAUAGCCUUAUCUGGUAUGCCGGGAUGUAA
Plenodomus lingam JN3 is the source of this 1029-nucleotide messenger RNA. The record is from RefSeq and is a predicted model, not a curated record. Lineage: Eukaryota; Fungi; Ascomycota; Dothideomycetes; Pleosporales; Leptosphaeriaceae.